GUUGCUGGAAUUCUUCGAACUGCCUCGUAUGCAAGGGACACACAGGAAAGGCUUGAUUGUCUUCGUAAAGUCAGGGAGUUAAUAAUUAGUCAUGAUAGGUCUCUGUUGGAUAGCUUUUUUGAGGAAGUUGUAGCCUUUCAACAUUAUGCAAAUACAGAAGUGCGGAAAUUUAUCAUAAAGUUUAUCGAGGAUGCUUGCUUUUUGUUCUUCCCCUGUGCAAUUUCGUCUGAUUUCGCUUUUCCUUGUUUCCAUAGUCUAAUAGACGCAAGCUUUAUCCAGAAAUCAAUUGGCUGUCUUUCUCACCUAUUUAAUAUUGCUCUGCACUCCGAACCACCUUAUUCAAACCUCCUGCGUUCGGUUAUUGCCACCCUUGGCCCCCUCUACUCCCGUGCUCUAACUCGUGCUGUCAAAUCAGGCUUUAUUGAAUCGGGCGCCGUGACGGGAGGCGGAAUCCAGUCUGGUUCUCUGGCCGACACCUCUCUCGAGACUUUUCGGUCUGUCAUUGCUUUUAAGGACGAAGUAAUUCGACUUCUUCUGCCUUCGAGCGUGCCAGUCAUACCCGGAAGUUCCACUUUACCUCCUGCCACGUUAAACCGACUUUGUGCAAACAUCAGCGAUGCCGCACGAGCAGAUAUCAUUAAAUUUAUUGAAGUCGUAAUCGUUCAGCAGUCCAGGAGGACUCCAAUGUCUGUGGUCCUUGCUAAAACGAAGGAAAUAACACUGGACCAGAUUCCUGACAUGCCCAAUAGUCUUCUGAAAACCAUCAUCGAUUCAAGCACAGCAGCAUCGUCAGCUACACAGCUGCCAGGUAUUUGUCUCGUGCGUCCGCGUCGCUUGGCAGAUGAAGCCGAACGGCUUGUUAACGGUCUGGCUAACCUUCCACUCAAACAAGGCGAUGAAAACGCUCUGCGCUCGGUUGUAACCAGCCCCGUUUUUGAUGCUAUUGUUGAUUCUCUGAUUAGUAUUGCCAGACAGCGUCCCCAAUUUUUCGACAGAGCUCUUCAGGCCUUUGAAACCAUCCACGUGAACCUGCCGCCUCAUUUUACCCAAACUCAGGUCGGCUCGGCUCGUCAGAAGUUGAAGUCUGCACUUAUCUGUCUUCUGCGCCACCCCGCGACGACUUCCGAAUUCCGAAGUCGAAUUAUGAUUCUUCUUUCCGAUUUGGGAGUCACCCAGCAGGAAAUUUCUGGGGUCCUUGGCAUAUCGUCACCUCCGCCACCGUUGUCGUCGUCGUCGUCAAGACUCAAAACAAGCAAUGACUUUCAAGACGAGCAUAAUUUCGAGAAGUCACCGUCAGCCCGACCUGAGGACCAGUUGCGUGCGGGUGUUGAAGGCUUGAAACGACCUCAUCAAUCCGAGGCCUCCGCAUUCGGUAAUUUCGGUGAAGAGGAAGACGAUGAAGACGACGAAGGAGGCAAGUCGCGCACCUCGUCUACCUCCACAGAUGAGAGAAAUCGAUUCUCGGGCUCCUCUCUGCUCCGGCCACCACUGUCCAAGAAGCCCAAAAAACAGACUGCAGCAUCAGCUGAUGGUGUCCCCAGCAUUGAGGACGUCACCGGCGCGCUGGUAUCCAAGUUAACGCCUGCCAAUGUAGCAGACCUUGUCUUACUAAGCAUGGUCACCCUUCCAGGUCGUAUGCCAGCGGCGUUCAACGCGACGUACACACCCAUCGCUGCGGCAGGCACUGCCACACAGGUUCGUCACCUAGCCCGUCUUCUCGCAGCUCAACUGGUUGUCUGGGUUACCGGAGAAGACGACAAGGGGAUCAAUAAGGAGAAUCGGAGUCUUCUUGCUCAGCUGCUGGAGGAAUCGCCCAAUGCAGACGCCGACGCGUCAGCGACCAAAAAGUCUGGCAGCCGAUCGAGGAAAACUAAGGUUGAUGAAGAUGACGAGGUUGCAUUCAUGAAAGAACACGCUGCCCGAGUUCACAACACCGCCAAACCAAUGAACAUCAGCGUUGUUGGUCGCUCAGGCUCCGUGGGGGACGCUGGAGGGGGCCUUCUGAUGUCUCCCACUGCUGGACCCCCUACACCCCUCUUCAACCCUACUGUGCCUCCACCACUCUUUACUGGUCCUACCAAGCCCCCUAUAUCGACCCCGCAUCACGUCACCCCAGCUCGUCCGUUUUCACUGGAAGCUGUGAUCACAGCACUGCCUAUUGAAUCGCAGCGAUCCCUCGCACGGGAUGCGUACCUGCGAAUCCUGUGCGAGGACGUCGCGCGAAACCGCGCCCCUGUCUCGGAGGAGUCCCUGAAAACCGCCGGACACCCGGAUUUACCCGCGCAGGACGCCGCGCGCAUCAAGCUGCUCUGCCGGCUGCCGAGCAAGCGUUUCGGCUCCGGUGACCUCUUUCCCCGUGCGUACCCCCACCACUCCUUCCUAUUUGGUCCGUCUGGGCUGUGUGCGUUCCGGCUCUUACACUGGACCAAUCCCCUUUCAGUUCUCAUCAACCACGCGAUGCAGAAUCUCAAAGAGGGCUUCGAACUCCUGACGAACCUGCUGAUGCAUGUCUACUCCUACUUCCGUGGCUUCAUGGUGGCUGGAGCUCUGGGCGACGAUAUCACGACCCAAAAGUCCGACGACACCGACGAGACCCGCCUCCUGCUGGAGUCGCAGCGCCAGCUGCGUGCCCUGCAGGCCAGGGUGUGCGCCGCCGACGACGACGAGGAGGAGGAGGGCAAGUCGGACGCCGAGGAGCGCGCUGCCUCCCCGUCCGCGUCUGUAUCGGGCGAAACGAAACCGCCGUUGGCCGCCGUGGGAGGCGUUCGCGGCGGCGGCGGCGGCGGCGGCGUCUUGUGCGAAGAGCUCAGCUCCUUCGCCUUCUACGACGCCGUGCUCACGGACAUCCUGAAUCGACUGUCCGACGUCGAGAUCAAGGAGACCUACUUCGGACGUUUUAUGCUGGAGGCCCCGCUGUUGACGCCGAACUCGAUGGCAGUCUUGAAGCGCUACUGCACUGUGCCCGAACAGGCGCCCUUCGGCUUCCAGGUGCUUCGCUCCUUGAUAGAACUGCGACAAACCGACCAGCGAAAGGAGCUGCUCGAUCUCCUCCUCAGUUUCUGCUCAAUCGAAGAACACAAGAUCCGCAAAGCGGCUCUCAAGGCCACCUGCCAAUUGGCCGAUUCACAAGCCAAGUGGGAGAAACUGAUCGAGGUCGGUUUCGUUCGGGAGCGUCGAUUCGGUAACGAGUGUUGGGGACUUGACGCGUGGAAGUGGUGUAUUGCCUUGCAGGAUCAUGCAACCGCGCAGCUGAAGAAUGUCCUCAGCCCCCACCCAACUGCGGAGAUGUUUGCCACACUCCUGACGAAGCCCACAAUCACCCCGCAGUGGACGGACGAGGCCUGCCAGGCGUGUGCCCACCUACUGCUGGGGCUGAUGCCACGCAAUCCCGGCAAACUGCUUCUCACGCUGGCGGAGGUGUAUGUCGGCGCGUGCGACAGUAUUUGCGAAAUCGGUCUCCACUCCCCGCACCUCCUCCACCUGAUCGAUAAUUGUCCCGUGGGCGCGGAGACCCUCGUCACCCGCAUGAUCCACAUCCUCACAGAUCCAAGGACGGCGUUUUCACACCUGCCGACUAAACCCACAACGACAGUGUCGGCGGGCAGGUCCACAUCACACCCGAACUUCCCUGUCAUGCCUCCGCCAGCGUUGGUUGAGAGCGUCCGACGGAUGUACAUGACGCGGGUUCACGAUGUGCGAUGUCUCAUACCGGUGAUCGUCGGUCUCACCAAACAGGAGGUCAUCUCGGCCCUGCCCAAGUUGGUGCAGCUGAAUGAAAAGGUCCUCAAGGAGGUCAUCAGUCGUCUUCUUCAUGGUGAGCACCUCCCUCCCCUCCCCCGCCACUCAGAACAAUCUCCGAGCGUGGCGACGCUUCCUGCGCCGGACCCCCGUCACCCCGAACUGGUGCCUGUGCCGAACGAAUCGGUCGUGGGACCAGUGACUCCCGAGGAGCUCCUGGUAGCCAUCCAUCUCCUUGAAUUCGCCAAGGACCCUAAUUUGCCCCCGAGUGACACUCCAGGUGAGUCGUCAACUAACCACGGAAAGCCUCUUUCCUCCACCUCCUUCUCCUCAUUGAGUCGCCUUUUCCCCAUCCCAACAGCCAAGCCCUACAUAGAAAUACGCGUAAUCCUGCAAGCCUGUCUGCACUGCUUCGCCGAGCGUCAACUCUACACCCAGGAGCGCUUGUCUGCGGCCAUCGGACAACUCCUCGAUCGUCCAGUUCUGCCGACGCUCUUCAUUCGCACCGUCAUGCAAGCCUUGGCCCUCUACCCUCGUCUCGCCGGCUACGUCAUCAACGUCCUCUUCCGGCUCAUUCAGAAACAGGUGCGUGCUCCUGCGGCGUCCACAUCCAAAGUGUGGAAGAGUGCGGUGCUGUGGGACGGUUUCAUCCGGUGCUGUGUGAAGACCCAGCCUCAGAGCUACCAGGUGUUGCUGCAGCUUCCGCCGCAGCAGCUGCAGUCAGUUUUUGCCAAGGAGCCCACGUUGAGGGCACAGGUGCGGCGCUACGUGGACAACUUCUCCUCGGCUCAGCGGACGCACAUCUCUCGAGCUGUUUUCGAUGUUCUGGAACGCGAGGCGUCUCCGAUGAAGCCAGCCACGGCGACGACGUCUGACGUCUCGCCUGCCGCCGCAACGACCACUCCUAGCGCCUCCGCGACGCCAGUUAAAACCCCCACGGAGCAGGUCAAGAAGGAAGUGGACGCAGACACGGCGGACGCGUCGCCGCUCUCGUCUGGAUCUGCCACACCCGUCCGCGAUGAAGUUGAGGAAAAGACGUUCUCCGAUCGACCGCAAACCACCAAGCUUGAACCGCGAGAAGGCGGUGAUGAGGAGAAAGAGGAGGAUAACCAGAGGUACACAGGGGAUUCUCUGUCGCCUCCGUCCAUUGUUACGAACAAACCAUCCGUCAGCGCAAUCAAGGUUCUCAUCCAGCCGAAGGCGCCCGCCUUCAACGAGCCGAUGGUGGUGGAGGAGGAGUCCUAUUCGCCGCCACUGCUCCACUCCACGUCUCGCGCAUCCACCAAGCGCGUCGAACCGGACGACAGAGACGGCGAGACGGCGUCCCGGCGUGUCCGACGUCAUGCCAUGGACGAAGACAAACCGGACACUGAUAAGGAGCGUCUCGAGGUGGCAGCAAGCACUCGACAUGACCAGGAAACGCCCCCGAAAAACCCGGAUGGCGGAAGUCCCACCUCUCGCUAA
Molecule: messenger RNA, 5202 nt
Organism: Mesocestoides corti
Lineage: Eukaryota; Metazoa; Platyhelminthes; Cestoda; Cyclophyllidea; Mesocestoididae
Source: the annotation of a GenBank genome assembly